Molecule: messenger RNA, 1359 nt
Organism: Penicillium nucicola
Lineage: Eukaryota; Fungi; Ascomycota; Eurotiomycetes; Eurotiales; Aspergillaceae
Product: threonine aspartase 1
Exons: 5
Coding region: 1-1359 (452 amino acids)
Biological process (GO): protein maturation
Molecular function (GO): threonine-type endopeptidase activity
Source: RefSeq, a predicted model, not a curated record
AUGGAGGCACUUCCAACUGAAGAUGGCACUUGCGCCAUCUUUGUCCAUGCCGGGGCUGGCUUCCACAGCUUCGAGAACGAACACAAGCAUCUGAAGGCUUGUGAGGUUGCUCUCAAUGCUGGCAUGUCGUUUUUGAAGAGCGGUGGUACGGCUGUCGAUGCUGUCGAAGUAGCUCUAAUCAUGCUCGAAGACGACCCAAUCACCAAUGCUGGAUACGGAAGCAACUUGAACCAUGAAGGUAUAGUUGAGGGCGAUGCGUCGAUUGUCGACCAUCGAGGUAGAAGUGGGGCUGCCGGCGCCGUGCCCAACGUGAAGAAUCCUAUCUCUCUUGCCCGAAAGAUCUAUGACCAGUCCAACAAGAACGUCGGCAUCUCGAGAGUGCCUCCUAACUUCGUCGUCGGAGAAGGCGCCAGAGACUUUGCGUGGGAGAAUGGUAUUCCCGUCGUCCCAAACGAGGAAAUGGUUCACUCUAGCGCAGGGGGGCGUUGGAAACAAUGGAAAGAGGACGUUGAAGAGUAUGAGCGUGAAAACAGCUGCCAGACAGCUGCCCCCUGGCUUCACCGACCUUCCCUGUCGGUACAGGAUCGCCUUGAUCAGCUGAGAGAACGUGGAAGACUCGCUGCACAGAGUCGUCAGAGGGCCGAGGAGGAGAUUUCUGACUUGGGCCAACCUCAUUCGCAAGAACAUACCACCGAAACCAAGACUGCCUCGUCCUUGUCGUCUCGAGAUGGUAGCCCCGACAUGGAGACCGAUACUGAAAGUAAUACUGACACCAAGCGCAGCAACAGUGACAAAGAUGAUCACGAUAUGAUCACAGACACAGUUGGUGCCAUUGCCAUUGACAAAUGGGGAAACAUUGCCGCGGGAUCAUCUUCUGGUGGCAUUGGCAUGAAACACCGAGGCCGAGUAGGACCUGCGGCUCUUAUUGGCAUCGGCACUCACGUUGUCCCAGCAGAAGCGUCUGAUCCAGACAAGACCACUGUUGCAUGCGUCACAUCCGGAACUGGAGAGCUUAUUGCCUCGGCUUUCGUGGCUUUCAACCUCUCACAGCGCAUCUAUUUCGGUCAGAAGAAGUGCGCGAAUGGUAACUUUGAGCAUGCUACGGAUCAAGUAGCCAUCUCUGAGAUGUUCAGGAAUGAAUUCACCCGUUAUCCUGCCGUCGCAGACAGCUUCAUUGCUGGCUCUCUCGGAGCAUUGAUCGUAAGAAAAGAUGCCCAUGGCAUCGAGCUCUUCUUCGCCCAUAACACCGAGUCUUUUGUCAUCGGCUCUAUGGAUAGUAAACGAGAUAGGCCUGUGUGUGUGAUGUCCCGCGGCCCCAAAGGAGGCGUCUUGCAGGGCGGUUCUCGCGUUCGCUGCUAA